This is a messenger RNA of Saccoglossus kowalevskii, 1701 nucleotides long. RefSeq names its product netrin receptor UNC5C-like. NCBI's taxonomy places the organism in Eukaryota, Metazoa, Hemichordata, Enteropneusta, Harrimaniidae. The record is from RefSeq and is a predicted model, not a curated record.
AUGGGUAACUGUUCGUCCAAAAGAAUCCAACCGCAUGAUAGUGAAUUGUCAUGCAUUCAUUCCAACUUAGAUUCCCCAGGCAGCAGAAAAUCCUCCUUCAAAUUUAAGUCACUGUUAAUAAGAAGAGAAAAGGAAGAAUGGAAUUGCGAAGACGGGGACACAUCCACAAUUGCAGCCACAGAAGACGGCACAGAUGAGGAGGGUGCUGCCUCGUCUGAGGGGGUUGCUGUCUCGUCUGAAGAGGGUGCUGUCUCACCUUCUUCAUCAAAUUAUGCCUCUGGAAACAGUCCAGAACGUCAACAAGCCAAAGACAGAUUCGAUGCCAGCGGGGGUCAUCUGAUUAUAAAUUCUACAGGAGUAAGCCUCUUCAUCCCACCUAACGCUAUUGAUGAUGGUCGAACUGAAGAAAUCACUCUCACCAUAACCCAUAAAACGUGCUACCAACCCCAGUUAUCGGAAAAAGAAAGUGUUAUUAGCCCUGUUAUCAUUUGUGGACCGCCUGGUUUGAAAUUCAAUAAACAAGUUGUAUUGACGUACCCCCACUGUGUUAGCCUCAGGGGUGAUAAGUGGCAAAUGAAACCGCUCAUCUGCGACACUGCUCCAGAUGUUCCGACACAUUACGACGAUCUCCGAGACGACGCGAAUGCACUGUGUUUUUUUGAUGAGCAACGUUGCACAAUACUAGUGGACCAUUUCACUGGCUAUACAACAUCCGGGGAACCAACGACAUGUGGAGGUUCAUCUGAACCUAUCAAAAUUAUGAACAUCAUGGUAUUCUCUUCUCUGGAAGAGGAUGGUAUUUUGAAGUUGAGGAUCCACGUCAUCAAUAAAACCGAUGACGCAAUACAGAAUGUGAUCGAAGAAGAACGUACAAUGAAAGGCAAGCUGACUCAUGGAAAUAAACCCCUUCUGCUGAAAACGAAUCGCAAAAGUGUCCAAGUAAAGAUUGGUAAUAUAAUCCCAGUUUGGCAUGUGUAUCCAGAUUACAUUCAGGUGCUAUCAUAUAGUAAUAUGUUCCAAGGAGGAGGUGAGAAGUGCACAUUUAUUAUCAGUAAGGACAAGGACGCGCAAAGUGAUGAAACUCGAUUCGACUGUGUUAUUGAAAUGGGACAAGUUGACAACCAACCAGAGGAAAACAUUACCUUGGUUAUUUCAGAAGCCAUACAGUGCAGACCAAUACAGGACAAAGAUUCACUAGAAAGGGCAGUAUUUGCAACUUCGUCCAAAACCACAGCAGCAUUUAAAUUCAGCGAAGUUAAACAACUGGAAGCUCUUGACAUUGAAAACGACGUCGGAACUGACUGGCGAUUAUUUGCGGAAAAAAUACUGAAUCUGACAUUUGCAGAAAUUUCACAAAUUCAACAUAAAUCCAAGAGUCCUAUGUCCACCUUGAUUUCCAUAUGGGAGUCUAGGCACAUCAAUCCAUCGAUGGACGAUUUUGCACAACUCCACAAAUUCUUCUCAGAUAAUCAAAUGGGUGUAGCCGGAGUCAUCAUGGAUCACGUGAGAGAGCAUUUUGGUGUAGAUGCAUGUGACAGCCUGCUUGCUGGAAUCGCGCCAUCACAGGCAGCUAUCGACCAAUCUUUUCGGAUUUCUGCAGAUGUUCGUCGUCGUAACAAAGCAGUCGGCUUUAAAUUAAAAGGUGAUGUACAAAGUAUCUCAACUGGUGAUUCGGGUUUCACAUCGUCGGCUCUGAACUGA